Molecule: messenger RNA, 1575 nt
Organism: Topomyia yanbarensis
Lineage: Eukaryota; Metazoa; Arthropoda; Insecta; Diptera; Culicidae
Exons: 4
Coding region: 52-1575 (507 amino acids)
Biological process (GO): intracellular signal transduction
Source: RefSeq, a predicted model, not a curated record
AAGCAAACAAAAAAAAUCAGUUUCGAAAUACUCAAACUCCAAAUUUAUACCAUGUCUAAACAAAAAAUCACCAUGUUUUUCUUCACGAAUGGUGAACCACUCAAGGCCCCUCACAAAGUGGUGGUUGAACGUCAGAAGUUGGAGAAAAAUGAAGUUGUAAAGCGUGUUAACAAAUUGCACUUCUACAAUGGUUAUGUAGUUUACACCUUGUUCGGAGAAGUGUUGCGGUCCAUCAAAGAAAUUCACAAUGAAUCGGCGUUCGUCGUGGUACCACGAGAUAAAUGCUUCAAACCGGGGCCAUAUUUGAAGGCAUUUCGGAAUUACAUCGAUGAGAAACUACCGACCAUAAAAGAAACGAAGCACGCAAAAUCAGACAAGAAAGGAAGCGUAGAUAAAAAACCCUUUGCGAAGACUUCAUCUACUCCAAAACAGUUAACAAAGGUUCAACGUUCCAGUGUCGGUUGCCGUCAUGCAGCCUGUGAAGCGGCCAGUGCCAAGCACGGAGGAAGUCGCAGUGGAUCUUGUGACUGUCAAAAGGGCAAUGUAUGCACGCUGAAUCCCAGUCAACCGAAAACAAAAGUCAAGCGCAAGAAAAAGGUUGGAGGUGGUUGGAGCAUGUGUUUCAGAAAGAAUGAGGAAAAGAAAGAGCCAACAGUUCGAUUGAGAAAGCGAGACUUGGCUCGUAUCGAAAAGGAAAAGGCUAAAAAAGUACCUAAGGCCAAGCAUGGCUGGCUUUGCUUUGGAAGAAAACCAACGCGGGCGGAGUAUUAUAGGAAAAAUCGUGAGAAAUUGAUUAAACAACGGAAUGAACGAAUAGCAAAUGAAGAAAAACGAAAAGUUAAGGACCAAAAGGCUCUAAAAAGUCGGAUAAAAAGCCGCAAAAGGAAACAGGAAUGCAUGGCACUAUACUGUCCAUGUUGCGCUAAGAAACCCGAACCACUGCUAGUUCCGCCACCACCACAUAAUUGUAUAAAACAUAUGCAGCUUGCACGUGAUGAAGCCUGUCGUCGUCGUCGAGCACUUAGGACGCAAGAACAACCUUCAUGGGAGAGUAUCACCGUGCCACCAAUGACUAAAAAAAGAAUUCGUGGCACUCAGACAACAAAGAACGAUCUGAAGCGGGCACAUAAAGCUUCGGGUGGAGGGGGUUGGAAUUGUUUGGGUGGUAGUAAGAAAAAGAAAGUUACGAAUGAACACAACGAAGAGUAUACAGGAUCGAUCCAACCACUAAACAAAUCGUCGUUAACAGCAACCACUUCAGCGCGCUUAGAGGACACUGAAGCUGACGUCGAAGUCGAAGUCUCUCGUGCGCACAUGACACCGUCCCGUACAUCGGUUCCAAUAUCAGUCACUAAUUCUCAAUCUCGAGCAUCAUCUAAGAUCAUUGAGGAUGUUUUACCACCUGAAAGCAAGCAAACAAUGUCUGUUACAUUCGAUAACCUACAAUUAGAUACGCAGUCCUUGCCCGAGCAAGACGUUGAGCCGUCACAAGAUAAAAUAAUAAAAACUCAAUCAUUUGAUCAUCUUCCGACAGUUCAAGAAUCCCAACCCAAAGUUGUACCUUCUAAAGAAUAA